AUGGAUGACUGUGGAGGUCAGCCGCUAACAACACUUCAGGGUCCCUGGCGGAUGCUGUUCAAGGUCCAUAGAUAUGACUCUAUGGGGAGCUACGCUAGUGCGGCGUCCUUUUUAACCGACGCAACAGGUUCGGAAGGAGAUAGUGUCUCAAAUAAGGCAGAUCUGUACGACACAGGUUCACGCUAUAGAUCUGAGAAGCUAGAUGACUGGGGUACUAUCUCAGCGGUACGCUUGUCAAUGUGGGAAAAUGACGUAGAGGUUGCAUAUUUUGUCUUCAGUGCCGCAGGGAAGACGAAAUAUACCUGGAUGGAUUGUAACAACUUACUGUACUCCAGCUACACGGAUAUUUUGUCUGAAACCAUCACAACGUGUACAAUCUCAAACUCAGGGAGAAACUUUAUCAUUCAGAGAGGAUAUGGAGGUUGUGAUAAUGAUAACGGCUGGUUCGUUGUCAAGGAUACGGACGCUACUGACGGGUGUGAUUGGGACCCGGAUUACAGUUACGUCACGCUGCUGUACGCACCAGGGACGACGUACACUGUUUGGGGUGAUAGUAAGUCUAAUGCUGAUGCCUUCACGAUCUCCGUAAUGGAUUGGUACAUGGUAUUUAAGGGAAUACAGGGUGUGACGCCAAGCGCAGGCUCUCUUCAAGAAUCCUGGGAGGGUGAAACCGCGGAAAACGACGGAGUAAGCGCCGCACGGACCCUGACUACGUCUCCGAGCAGUCACUAUAAAAACGGGGUUUCUGAAAUCUGGGACGACGAUUUCACCUUGAUUGAAACGGCGAAAUAUGCUAUGUACAAUAAAGGGGGAGAAAAUGCUGCAGUCAUAUUCAGGGCUAUGGGUUCAACAAAGAACUCGUGGUUUUCCAAGUCCAAUAUAUUGUAUAGCGACUACACGGACCUUACAACGGCCUCUCCUCUGUACUGCAGUAUAGCUGGAGACACCAUCCGACAGUUCGCGCUGACAGACGCACACGGUAUUGGAUGUACGUCGGACUACCAUUGGAUGUUGGUAAUGGACGCCGGCGUGAUCAGUAAGCCAUGUGAAUGUGACCAGGAUGUCACAACUAGACCUUACUUCCUCUACAGUAGCGGCACAACAAGUGUGGCUCCGGAUCUGGGUUGGUUUCCGGUGAUGAAGGCAGUUUACGGAAAUUCUGUUACCGGCUCUACCAUCUACAAUUUCUGGAGUACUUCCUCUACCUCCUACAAUGUUAACGAAUUCGAGACGUCAGCGUAUUCCUUACAGUCAAACACACCUAAUUACAGGUCUCGGAUCGUAUCCUCCUGGACCAGCUACUACAUCAGUGCGGUGCGAGUUUCUUUCAUCAAGAGUGGAUCAGAGGUUGCCUAUGCGGUGUUUGACGCACAUGCAUCAAGUCGAACCGACUGGAUGUCGUGCAGCAAUCGACUGCUUUAUACCAGUUACAGUGAUGUAAAUAGAUACACCACUACUCAAUAUUGUAGCAUAGCAGGAGAGAGUAGUAGCCGACGGUUUUUUGCAGAGAAAUCUUACGGCGGCUGUAACGCGGACCAGGGUUGGUGGGUGGUAGUGGAUUCGGCUGGUACGUGUGAUUGGGAGAAAGCGUACACCACACCAUAUGUGCUCUUCAGCGACGCAGGAGCAUCCGAAUACAACACCAAUCAACAGUUGGCAGACAUAUUUCUUAUUUCAGUCACAUACGAUGACUUCUGUGCAUUGAUUUCAUGUGAAAACGGAGGAACGUGCUAUGAAAGAGGAGUUCGAUUCGAAUGCAUAUGUGACGGAGAUUACUACGGUAUCCUAUGCAGUGAUUUGGACGGUGAUUGGUCUGACUGGAGCUCUUGGGGUAGCUGUAGCACAACCUGCCACUACCAGGGCACACAUAGCCGCUCUCGUUCGUGUAACAACCCGUCCAAGGCGGGAUCAGGGAUCGACUGCUCGGGAGAUACGUCUGAAACUCAAGCUUGUGAUCCAGCGAAUGAAGUCUGUCCCUUAUACCAAAGUGGAACGCAAUCAGGAGAUACGAGUUACACGAUGUCCUGCCCGACAACAUUUCAAAUAUACACACAAUCAGCGUAUUAUGGACGCUACAGUUAUUCUUCUAGUUGCCAUGAUACCAGUUCAUUGAGUCGCGUACAGAGCAACUGUGACGAUCGUGAAACAUGCACAUUCACGUUUGGCGAAGGUCUGUUUACCGGCUACAACAGUAUAGAUUGUCUUAACUGUUACCAGAGCAACCCAUGUCUAGCCAGUCAUAUCGAAGGCUACGUGACAUGGAAAUGUGGACGAGAUGGCGGAGUCAGCACGUGGACCGCUUGGUCUCUAUGUACCGCGACGUGUGAUGGAGGAACACGAACAAGGAGUCGUACUUGUGAUAACCCGGAACCUAUUUCACCGGGAACAGGUUGUUCAGACACUUUAACUGACUCGAAGGACUGCUUCACUGUAGCCUGCCCAUCGUGUGGUGAGCAUGUCUCGGGAUUCCUUCGGAUGGAGCCUUGGAACAUGACAUCAUACAAUGACUCAGAAUCAGGUGUCGCAUACCUUUUGACAAACACACACUAUGAAAUUAUUUGCUGUGAAUCGAUUGCGGCGAUUGAAUUCCAUACCACCCACGAAGGGUCCAUCACGUUCAGUAUGUGGCGGCCAUCUGGCGGGUCCUACUCAGUUGUGGCCUCAGUGGCCUACACUGUCACAGCCGAGGAAGUGAACACUACUGUCAACUAUACAUUUGGAUUAGGAGAUCGGAUGAUAGCACACAUAGGAGAUAUGCUGGGCUGGUAUACCGCCGGAGAUAACAUGAUACCAUAUAUCCUUUGUACUGGAGAAGAGAACUGUCCCAACGCUACAAAAAAGGCUCCAUUUGCGUCUGAGCCAAUAGCAGCAAGUACAUUUGCUUGGGGCUCUGACGGUACCGUCACAACCUUUCCAGACCGUGCCUACGCUAUAAAGUUUUAUACUAACCCAAAUACCGUGCCUUACGUAAAUCAAACGGAAAUGGAUACGUUUGUGAAAGACCACGAGCCCCCAGGUACCUGGGCCAUUGAUUACUCCAUAUUCACAGACGAACUCGGAGACCCUCUCACUCACAGCAUGAGCCAUCCGGAGAACUACUUUGAACUGAAUUCUACUUUUGACCCAGUUCGGCUCUUCCUACAAGUAAAACGGACACUUCCUAAGGAAUAUAACGUGUACAGCAUUGUGAUGACGUCAACAGACACCUGUGGUGAAUCUGUGUCAACAACAUACUCUAUCACAACAUAUAACGCGCCACCGGUAUACCUGAACCUGCCAACUAAUAUGGAGUUAAAGGAGGACAUGGCCGGGGCACAGCUAUUGUAUCAGAUUGACGUCAUGGAUCCAUCUAACAACGAUUCAAUUUGUUGCACGUUAGCACAAGUCUCGCCAGCCUCUUCCAACUUUGAAAUGAAAUUUACCAACAAUUCUUACAACAUAUUUACGACGGCUAGUUUAGUGUUUAACUACAAAGAGAUCAGCGACUUUUACAAACUUCGGGUCUGCUGUUCUGAUGAAACGGGCACCUCGAUGAGUUUCAUUGAUAUUGACAUCAUAGAUGUCAUUAUUGAGGAAACCUACAUCCCACCUGCUUGGUUUUUCAAUGCUGUUGUCUUCAGUAUAAUACCUAUGAGCAUCACACUCUUCGUCGCAUGUGGGAUCCUAUUUGCUACUAUGUUCUUCAAUCCAGAGCUACGCUAUGUAAUUAUUUAUGACGAUUAAGUCGAAUUCAUAUUUCAACGCGUCGCAACCACAAGAUGAUGUGGUCAUUCCAGUACACUUUUAUUACCAGCACUUUGACAACGACUAGUGUUACAUCACUACUCGUCAGACGGAUUAUUUACAUCACUGUUAGAACUGUGUUAUAUCACUACUCGUCAGACGGAUUAUUUACAUCACUGUUAGAACUGUGUUACAUCACUACUCGUCAGACAAAUAAUUCACAUCACUGUUAGAACUGUGUUACAUCACUACUCG
This is a messenger RNA of Pecten maximus, 3978 nucleotides long. RefSeq lists its product as uncharacterized. Gene Ontology annotation, cellular component: cell periphery. The record is from RefSeq and is a predicted model, not a curated record. The coding region runs from base 1 to 3723 and encodes 1240 amino acids. The transcript has 26 exons. NCBI's taxonomy places the organism in Eukaryota, Metazoa, Mollusca, Bivalvia, Pectinida, Pectinidae.